This is a messenger RNA of Pseudo-nitzschia multistriata, 1650 nucleotides long. The record is from the annotation of a GenBank genome assembly. Lineage: Eukaryota; Bacillariophyta; Bacillariophyceae; Bacillariales; Bacillariaceae.
GUGCAAAGAAUCCGAAACGCUUGGAACAAGAAACUCGAUGCUCGGCAAUAAAUUAGAACCGUAAAAAUGGCACGUCACAAAUCCCGAGCGAUUCUCGCAACCACCGCCGCCGCUAGCAUGUUCUGGACGAUUGCCAUGUGCCUGGCGCUGCUCUCGGUCGUCGAUGCCGGCGACGCGUGCUGCAAGGCCGAGGCCGCCCGGAGGGCCCUGGUUCCCGAUCCCUUUGCCGUGAAACCAGCGGUGUGGGACGACGAAGACGACGGUCCCUGGGAGGCCCCCAAGGUGAAAAUGUCCGACCUCCCGGCCUGGUACCGGCUGCUCCACGAGGUCCGCAUCGGGCUGGCGGGAGCGGCGCCGUGGCUGGUGGUGGGUGUGGCGGCCGCUGCCCUGCUCACCACGGUGAUGAAGCCGCUGGUUCCGUCCUCCCUGCUUCGCUCGUGCCUCGGGAGCGGCAGCAACAGCAACAGCAACGCGGUGCUGGAUUCGGUUCGGGGGUCCGUCUUUGGCUUGCUGGUUCCCUUCUGCUCCUGCGGAGCCCUCCCCCUCGCUCUGGCACUGAGCCAAGAGGGGGUUUCCCCGUCCUCGAUCGCUGCCUUUGUGACGGCUGCACAGGCAGCGGGCGUGGAUUCCUUGUUUUUCACCUACGGCGUGUUUGGUGCCAGGGUGGCCCUUUUCCGUUUGGCGUCUGCGGGGAUGCUGGCGUUUUUGGUGGGAAUGACGCUCGCGGUUUCCAGCAGCGAAGGAAACAACAAGGCGGGCGACAAACAGCCGACCAGCGAUUCCAAGAACCAAAGCAAAGCAAGCAGCAACGAUGGUGGGACUUGCUGCAACAGCAACAAGGCCAGCGGCGGAUGUGGAGAGGAACCGAACACGAAUUCGGAGGCAAGCUCUCCCGUCACCGGCGCGGCGUCGCUCGCCAUGUUUGCGCACACCGCCGUGGAACUCUUUGCGUCCGUCUCGGUGUGGGUGGUCCUGGGCGUGGUGGUAUCGGCGUCGGCGUCCGUCUGGGCCCCCGCGUCGUCGUUCGCCCCGGUGCCCAGCGACGGGAGCCCCGGCUCGCUGGUUCAAUCGGUGGUGGUCCGGACCGGCCUCUUCCUGCUGACGGUCCCCCUGACCAUUUGCGAACACGGGAUCGUCUCGCUGGCGGACGCCCUCCGGGGCGUUGGGUUCUCGGUCGGAACCGCGGUGGCCCUCGUCGUGACGGGGCCGUCCACGAACGCAGGGACCCUCCUGUUGCUCUCGCGGCUGAACCAGAACAAGCGCCAGCAGCAGCAAMAACAACAACAACGGGGCGGCGGAUGGAUCGCCGACGCCACCAAAAUCACGGUGGUGGUAGUCGUGUUCGGGGUGUGCCUUUCCUACCUGGCGGACGAUUUCGGAUCGACCGCGGCAAUGGCGGACAACCUCGGGGCGAAGCAAGGUGGCGGUGGCGGCUCGGCGCUUCCGGGAUGGCUGAACGAGAACGCGGUCUCGGUGGCGGGGGUCUUGACGGUUUUGUCGAUCCUGCAGUCCUCCUCGCUUCUCUUUCGCUCGCCGUUGUCGUCUUCUUGUUCGAGCUAAUCACUAGCACAACGAUCGUGCUCGUUUCUGUCGGAGGUCCUCGAACCAAACCAAUGUUUCGUGGACAAGCAAUAAUAGUGAUAGAUCCAU